Dendrobium catenatum is the source of this 940-nucleotide messenger RNA. Its product is annotated as cysteine-rich receptor-like protein kinase 10. Gene Ontology annotation, biological process: protein phosphorylation. Gene Ontology annotation, molecular function: protein kinase activity; ATP binding. The record is from RefSeq and is a predicted model, not a curated record. NCBI's taxonomy places the organism in Eukaryota, Viridiplantae, Streptophyta, Magnoliopsida, Asparagales, Orchidaceae.
AUGCAUCUUCUUUUCUUCUUCCUCCUCCUCUUCACUGCCAAAACUGCAUCACAGCGGGAGGCCAUCUUUACCAAAUGCUCCAGCGAUCUCUACACGUCUUCAAGCAGCUAUGAAUUUGAAGUCCGCCAGAUCCUUGCCAAAACCAUUGCCUCCACGCCACAAUCCCCCCUUUACUAUUCCUAUCUCUCCAUGAUUGGAGCAUUUGGCUUCGCCCAGUGCCGCCCAGACGCCGAUCGGACUACAUGCGAAACAUGUCUCCUAUAUUCCUCUUCCAAGCUGGCCGCCCCCGGUGGUGGUCGGAGCAAUGCCUCCAGCGAUGACUGCGGACAGAGCAUGUCCGCCGCCGUGUACCAGGAUUUAUGCAUCCUUCGGUACAGCAACAGGAAAUUUUCGUUUCAGGAAUUCGAGAUUCUUGUAGGGAUUAUUCCUAAUGAAAUUCAAUCGGCGAAUCCGGUCGAUUUCAUCCGGCGGGUUGUGGAGCUCAUGGUGCAUAUCGCGUGGGAGGCGUCGAUGACCACCUCAACGAAGUUCGCGGUGGGGGAGGUUGAUGUCGGUGAUGCGCAGAAUCAGAAGAUUUAUGGAAUGGUGUGGUGCGCUUGGUACGCGUCGAGUCAGGAUUGCUUUCAGUGUUUGUUAUCGACGGUGCCGAGACUGCCUUACACGAGGCGAGGGGGGAGGUUUUUUCAAUCCAGUUGUUUUCUGAGGUUUGAGGUUUAUAUUUUCUUCGAUCAAAAUUUGCUAGAGAAGAAUGAUUCGCCGGAGCUUUCUGUUCCAGAUGUUGGUACUAAAAAUGAUAGUGUCAGCGCCGGUGGAAAAGAAUGCAUGAAAAAAAGAACUUUGCUUAUUGUUGUCAUCUUAGAAGGUGUAGCAUUGAUGAUCUGUUUCGCAAUUAUCAUUUUACUUCUAUUGAGGAAGGUCAAUUUAUCCAUUGUGCCAAUCA